Messenger RNA from Maudiozyma barnettii, 3099 nucleotides. It is a transcript of the gene HMG2, whose product is annotated as hydroxymethylglutaryl-CoA reductase (NADPH) HMG2. Gene Ontology annotation, biological process: isoprenoid biosynthetic process; ergosterol biosynthetic process; coenzyme A metabolic process. The coding region runs from base 1 to 3099 and encodes 1032 amino acids. The record is from RefSeq and is a predicted model, not a curated record. Gene Ontology annotation, molecular function: hydroxymethylglutaryl-CoA reductase (NADPH) activity; protein binding. Gene Ontology annotation, cellular component: peroxisomal membrane; endoplasmic reticulum membrane. Lineage: Eukaryota; Fungi; Ascomycota; Saccharomycetes; Saccharomycetales; Saccharomycetaceae. The transcript has a single exon.
AUGACAACUCUAACUGCAUAUAACCAGGCGGUUAAUCCGUUGGCAUAUCUAGCAAGAUUGUCCGCGAGACACCCAAUAGAAGUUGUAAUGAUGUCGUUGUUGGUUUCAUCCAUCGCAUAUUUGUCUGUGAUGCAUUAUUAUUUCAAAGAAUGGGAGGUUAUAUUUAAAAAUACCGUAGAUCCUAUCGAUUUUGAUCAAAUUGGCUUAUUGAAAGAUUCUACACACUACUACCAUUCUAACAAGUUGAACGAUUGGAAAGGAUUAAGCUAUUCGGAACUGGAAACUUAUUCAAAUUUGAAACAUUAUUACGUGUACAAUUACACAUUCCAAGAUAAGACAACAAUAGAAACGACUCCCCAACUCUCUGGCAUUAUUUCAGAGACAAACUCUAGUGCAUGUAUUCUAACAGAUUCUCUUUUUCAACCUGACGAAUAUUUGGGCAUUAACAAUGAACUUGUCUGGGAGAUGGGGGCUACAAAGAAUUAUCUACGACAAUUAAAGAAUCAUAUAUUAACAUUUUUACACAGUAUCACCAUACAAAAUAAUUUGGAACAAACUGACAUCACUUUACUACUGGUCUCUUAUACCAUGGUCUUUGGAACAGUACUGGACUUGUUUCGACAAAUGAAGAAGAAAGGAUCACGGUUUUGGUUAUCCUUAACCACACUCAUAAAUUCUGCAUGUGCUUUCUUUCUCGCUUCCUUCACGAUGUUGUAUAUUAUGAAAAGACCAACAACAACUCUAGUACUAUUCCAAACAUUGCCAUUCUUUUUCGUAAUUGUAGGUUUUAGAGAUAAGAUAAAAUUUAGUGAUUAUGUUAUCAAGAGAUAUGGUACUUUAAAUAUAUCCAGGAGAAUUACAGUAGAUAAGAUAAUUCAUGAUGCGUUUGUUGAUGUCUCUUCACAAUUAAUCAGAUUUUAUCUUGGUCUAUCUAUUUUAGCUGUUUUCGCUAUUUUAUCAUUUAAAAACUCUACCCAAAUGGUUAAUUGUUUAGUAUUACUAAUAUUUAUUUUAUUUUAUGAUCUCCUCCUAACAGCAACUUUUUAUUCAUCAAUAUUAUGCUUAAAGUUGGAGAUAAAAAUUAUUAACAGAUCUACUAUGAUCAGACAAACAUUGGAAGAAGAAUGCAAUGUAACCAUUGAAUCGGAUGCAAUUGAUGAAAAGAUUGGUCUACAGAAACUUUCCUUUUUUAAAUCAAACGCAAUGAUACGCAUAGGUAAAUUAUCAAUUAUUUUUUUAUUAGUCGGUAUUAACAUAUAUAAUAUUAAUUUAAGGUGGACUUUUAAUACCGUUAAAUCUGUUCUUUUAAGUUUCCGUCCAACUGUUUUACCAGAAAUUUUACUUUCAAGUCAUAGUAACCAUUUACCAAUUCCAAAUAGAGACAUUAUAAUAUCGGUCCUCCCAACAUUCUAUUAUCAGUCAUUGAAAGAACAAACUAAUUCCGAAAAUAUAACAAUUUUAAUAUUUAAAACUCUGGGAUUUGCUAUUUCUGAUAAAUUUAUUAGUAAAGUUAUAUUUAUUAUUUGCCUAAUAAGUAUUACAACAAAUGUUUACUUGUUAAGAGUUGCAAAAAUUCAUUCUGAUGCCACCAUUUCACAGUUGAUUAGAAACAGAAAGGGGGCUAAAUUGGAUACUAUUAAUAAUAAUCCAUUAUCUCUUACACGAUCAUUACAUUCAUCAGAUUUUACAAAAACCUCAAGUCCAAAGACGUUUUCCCUCACCAUAAGUGAAGAUGAAAGUAGUACAAGUAGCGAGAGCGAAUCUUUGUCUCCAGCAGCAAGAACAUUAGAUAGUUGUGUCAAGUUGAUGAACGAAGGUAAGCUAAAAGAUUUACGAAACACUGAAAUCGCUAAUAUGGUUAUAGCAAAGAAACUACCUCUUUAUUCUUUAGAGAAAGCAUUAGAUGACCGACUAAGAGCCGUUAAGAUACGUCGAGAAGCAAUAUCUGCGUUGGCAAAGUCACCUUCCUUGAAUACAUCAAAUGUACCCUAUCAAGAUUACGAUUAUGAUCGUGUAUUUGGUUCCUGUUGUGAAAAUGUAGUUGGUUAUAUGCCUUUACCCCUAGGGGUAAUGGGGCCGCUACUCAUCGAUGGUAAGUCAUAUCAUAUCCCUAUGGCAACAACAGAAGGAUGUCUUGUAGCGUCUGCUACUCGGGGGUGUAAGGCAAUAAAUGCCGGUGGUGGGGCGAAUACUAUUCUCACAAGAGACGGCAUGACUAGAGGACCUUGUGUACGUUUCCCUUCACUAUUAAGAUCAGGUGCCUGUAAAUUAUGGCUGGAUUCUCCAGAAGGACAGGAAAAGAUAAUAAAGGCCUUCAACUCGACAUCUCGUUUUGCGAGGUUGCAACAUACUAAAACCGCAUUAGCAGGCGAUUUGUUAUUCAUCAGGUUUAUGACUACUACCGGGGAUGCGAUGGGGAUGAAUAUGAUAUCUAAAGGUGUGGAAAAUUCUUUAUCAAUGAUGAUAGAGGAGUAUGGGUUUGAAGAUAUGGAGGUUAUAUCAUUAUCUGGUAAUUAUUGUACUGAUAAGAAACCUGCUGCAAUAAAUUGGAUAGAAGGGAGAGGGAAAAGUGUUUAUGCUGAGGCAAUUAUUCCUGGUGAUGUUGUCUCAAAAGUUCUUAAAUGUGAUCCUGCAACACUUGCUGAACUCAAUAUAUGUAAGAACCUUAUUGGGUCUGCAAUGGCUGGUUCUGUUGGGGGGUUUAAUGCACAUGCAGCUAAUACAUUGACUGCAAUUUUUAUAGCAGUAGGUCAAGACCCAGCACAAAAUGUCGAAAGUUCGAACUGCUUGACGUUAAUGAAUGAAGUUGAUGGUAAUUUGAAAAUAUCUGUAUCGAUGCCUUCGAUAGAGGUUGGAACAAUUGGUGGUGGAACAAUCCUUGGACCCCAAAGUGCCAUGUUAGAUCUAUUGGGUGUUCGUGGCCCCAACCAGGAAAAUCCAGGUGAAAAUGCUAGGUUGUUGGCUAAGAUUGUUGCGUGCUCAGUCAUGGCGGCAGAGCUAUCAUUAUGUGCAGCCUUGGCAACGGGACAGUUAGUUAAGAGCCACAUGAUUCAUAACAGGAGGCAAGAUGCAGAGGUUAAGCAAACUCACCAUAACUAA